Molecule: messenger RNA, 1281 nt
Organism: Culex pipiens pallens (northern house mosquito)
Lineage: Eukaryota; Metazoa; Arthropoda; Insecta; Diptera; Culicidae
Product: fatty acid hydroxylase domain-containing protein 2-like
Exons: 3
Coding region: 274-1158 (294 amino acids)
Biological process (GO): sterol biosynthetic process
Molecular function (GO): iron ion binding; C-4 methylsterol oxidase activity
Source: RefSeq, a predicted model, not a curated record
AGGUUGAUCGCGGCACCGGAAAACAACGCACUUUCUGCCGGGGAUUUGCGCACAUACCCCCCUUCGACUGACCCCUUCCACAUCCUUGAUUCAAAAAUAUAGACAAUUAAUCGCAAUUUCGGAAACCGAGAGCUGCCGAUCAAGAACAUGCCAGAACUUUAGUACUUGGCGAGGAUUCAGCGGUGAUGUACGUGUUUGAAGACUGAUCUUCAACUUGGUGGGAAAUUGUGCAAGUGGAAAAUUGGGUGAAAAUCAAUUUCAGCAGUUGAAAGCAUGCAGAGUGCAUUUGAAAAUGCAACCUUCGAGGUUGCUCAAAACUGGAACGAAAGUUCCAGUUCAUCGUACUUGCACGAAAAGUGGAAUGCUUUUCUCGAUGUAGUUGGUGACAACCCGGACCACGUGUACGUCUGGGGCCUCACAAUCUGGACAUACGGCUGGUUCUGGCUCAUCGGUGCCAUCUUCCUUCUUAUGGACCUAACCGGGUGGCCUGCCUUCAUGCGAAAGUACAAGAACCAACCCGGCACCAACGAACCUCCCGAGUGGGCCAAGCUAAAGCGCCUAGUGACACGAGUGGCCCUCAACCAGUUCGUGUACGGAGUUCCGUUCGCCUAUCUGACCUAUUACGUGCGCAAGAUGACCCUCGAAAUGCCCGACAUUCGGCAGCUGCCCACGAUCGACGUGUUCCUGCGGGACUUUGCGAUCUGUGUCGUGACCUGGGAAAUGGGCUUCUACUACAGCCAUCGCUUUCUGCAUGCCGGAUUCUGGUACAAGUACAUCCACAAGGUCCACCACGAGUGGUCCUCGCCGGUGGCAUGGUCCGUCAUGUACUGCCAUCCGUUGGAGUUUAUCCUGAGCGAUCAGAUCCCGAUCUUCAUCGGACCGGCCAUCUGCAAGAGUCAUCCGGUGACUAUUGCUGUUUGGUUUCUGUAUGUCGUGGUGGACACCGUUGUGGACCAUUCCGGCUAUCAUGUUCCGUUUUUCCUCUACUCGAGACAGCACGACUAUCACCAUGAAAAAUUCAACGAAAACUUCGGAGUGUUCGGUUGGUGCGAUUCCUUGCAUGGAACCAACAAGAAAUAUCUCCAAAAAAUACGAAGUGAUAAAAAAUCGGUCAAAUUUACGCAAGAGCCAGAUUCCAAAGAGCAAAAAGAUCGAUAAAAACUACUUAAGCCUAAGAAAAUAACGUGGUACAACUUUCCUUAGUUCGUAAGUCUUGUCGAAGGAAUAUCUCAAAUGUUAUAAAAAGUUAUAAAUAAAGCAAUUAGGUGUAAGGACAUAGUU